This is a messenger RNA of Soboliphyme baturini, 852 nucleotides long. NCBI's taxonomy places the organism in Eukaryota, Metazoa, Nematoda, Enoplea, Dioctophymatida, Soboliphymatidae. The record is from the annotation of a GenBank genome assembly.
AUGGCGAUGUCACCAAUAAAACCCGUUCGUUUGGUUAUCGAUUGUGAUACUGCCGGUGAUGACUGUGUUUCCCUGCUGAUUGCCUGUCUGCAUCCUAAUAUUCAGUUGGAAGCGGUGACAGUGUGUGCCGGAAAUGUGGCUUUUGACCAAGAGAUAAUCAACACGCUGUACACGUUGGAAAGAAGUGGCGUUGGAGCUCAAGUUCCAGUGUAUGCAGGCUGUCGAAAGCCACUGCUGCGAGAAUGGCAAUCAGCAUCCUUCGUCCAUGGAGAAGAUGGCAUGGGUAACAGCAAUUUCCCUUUACCGAAGGGCAAACCUGCAUCUGGACAUGCCGUCGAUGCUCUGGUGGAUAUCGUCAAAAAAGCACCUGGAGAAAUCACAAUUCUGGCUCAAGCUCCGUUGACUAAUAUCGCUCUAGCGGCAUUUCUGCAUCCGGAGUUUGUCAGCCUGAUAAAGGAUUUGUACAUAAUGGGUGGUACCUUCUAUUGUCAGGGCAACAUGACUCCGGCCGCUGAAUACAACUUCUUUAUUGACCCGGAAGCGGCGAAGAUGGUGUUUUCGGCCGGCUUCCGCAAGAUCCACGUCUUCGACUGGGGAGUCAGUAACCGAUGCUGCUAUUUCAGCCCCACAGAGUUACAACAGGUAAAAGCGUUAGGCACUGACCUGUCGCGCUUCUUCAGUGACAUCAUCCGUACUAAUCUGCAGUUCAAUGAGCACCAUGGCCGCAGUGGCUACGUAGCCACCGAUUCAGCGGUGACGGCGCUGAUUGCCGAGCCUGGCCUGAGCCGCGGAUGGACCCCUUGCCACGUCGACAUCGAAACCAACAGUGCAAUGAACCGUGGAGCUUGUAUC